GUGUCAGUGCACAGUCUGUGUGUGGUACAGCAAGCGUUGGAAAAACUGGGUAAAUCGAAUGCAAGCAAUUGCUUCGUUACAAAAUCCAACUUUUCUACGAUUUAACCUCUUUUAACUUACAAAAUUGUAUUUGGAUUUACUAGAAGACUCGUCAAUAAUUGCUUUUAUCCAAGAAAGGUUUUCUUGGAAGUUUUAUGCGGUCAACAACUCGUUGUAAUCGACGGCUCUCCGACGUCGGAUCCGAAAGGCAUUGUCGAGGCAGGUCGUGCGGCGCCACGAGAUCACCGAAGUUCCAAGGCUCGGCUGGGACAAGGAUUCCAUGUAACCAGCGAUUACUUUUGGAUCAUUUUUUCAUUCUCAUAAGGAAGGUUACCAGCCGAGGAUUGUGAAAAUUCGUUCAACAGAGGGAUUAUUGCCGUCGUAGGGGAGGGGAAUCAAUCGAGACAAAGGUAAAGAAGAAGACCCGAGAAGAGCCCGCUAACAAGACGGGAAAGGGGCUUAAAAUCAACAAUAAAGAUCGAGAGAUCGGAGGGUGGAAGUGUGUUCUCCGCCGCGGAGGAUUGGCAUUGUCCGACCGCUUGUGCGCACAGGGAGGGGUGGCGGACUAUCGCACAUCUACUCGGAUUACUGAAGUAUCCCCCGAUUUCCCUCAAAAAAGGAUACAUUCAAGAUGUAUCCACAGGGCCGGCAUCCGGCACCACACCAACCAGGGCAGCCUGGCUUCAAGUUCACCGUGGCCGAGUCCUGCGACAGGAUCAAAGACGAGUUUCAGUUCCUGCAGGCCCAGUACCACAGUCUCAAAGUGGAGUACGACAAACUGGCCAAUGAGAAGACAGAGAUGCAGCGUCACUAUGUCAUGUACUAUGAGAUGUCCUAUGGGCUGAACAUUGAGAUGCACAAACAGGUAUGUAGCAUUAUCCUCAUCUGUCUACUUUGAAAGAGUGGUUGUUAG
Messenger RNA from Oncorhynchus masou masou (cherry salmon), 952 nucleotides. RefSeq names its product transducin-like enhancer protein 3. The coding region runs from base 671 to 937 and encodes 88 amino acids. Gene Ontology annotation, biological process: regulation of DNA-templated transcription; negative regulation of canonical Wnt signaling pathway. Gene Ontology annotation, molecular function: protein binding; transcription corepressor activity. The record is from RefSeq and is a predicted model, not a curated record. NCBI's taxonomy places the organism in Eukaryota, Metazoa, Chordata, Actinopteri, Salmoniformes, Salmonidae. The transcript is spliced from 5 exons. Gene Ontology annotation, cellular component: nucleus; transcription regulator complex.